CUCUGAGCCGCUGAUAAGGCUUUGAUCAUCUGACUACAGUCUAGAUGAAGGAUGAGCUUCUCGGCCAGAGACAUUGUCCAUCCUGCUGAUGCUCCCUCCUCGUCUCAUCGUAAACUCUUGUGCACCCUCUGGUGCUUGGUAGUCUCCCAAACUUCUUUGUGUAGCCUGCUUUGCAGAUUGUCUUCCUUGUCUGUGUGGUUGCUCAUUAUUCAGACGGAUCUCAGGUCAUCUGCAGCUGCAGCGAAGGAGAAGCAGGAAAGAUGGCGAUCAUCCAUUAGACCGACCGGGCGCACGCAUGAAAUACGAGGACAACUUUGGGGAGGAUCGCUCGAGGAGAAGAUUGUACCAGUUUCCCUGAUUUUCCAGGGAGUUAUCCCCCCUUUCAGUGAUGGAGGUAUUGCAGUGUGACGGCUGCGACUUCCGUGCCGAGUCAUACGAUGACUUGAAGAACCACAUUCAGGAGGUGCACACUGUUUUCUUGCAGCCCUCAGAUGUAGAGGGGUCUGACUCUUUGAGAGAAGAGGAUGAGGAUGAAGAAGAGGAAAAUGGGGAUAAGGAAGACAGGGAUGACAAGGAUUACUCUCCUUCUAAAGCUGGAAUGAGUCCCUGCUCUGCUGAUGGUCCCGACCAAACAUCGCAAAAACCAACUACUGAGACCCAUCUUCCAUUUUACCAAUGCAAGUUUUGCAUCCGUUACUUCCGGUCAAAGGGGUUUUUAAGAAAUCACACCAAAAAGGUCCAUAAUGUCACAGAGGAAGAUUCAGAUGCAAAUGUCUCCUCAGGCCCUGCUAAGGACGCCAGCUACACUGUAAUAACGCACAAUGAUCAUUCAAAAGUGUAUUCCUGUCAGUAUUGCACGUACAAGUCUCCCCGUAAAGCAAGGAUCUUAAAACACCAACUGAUGUAUCAUAACAAAGUUCCCUCUGGAAAUCAGCCGGACGACACGGAGGCAGAGGAGGGAUCUGAAACAGCUGCUGGACUCAUUAAGGGAACAUUUCCUUGCGAAUGGUGUGACUAUCAGACUGACCAGAAAGACAGCUGGACUGACCAUGUUGUAAAAGAACAUAGUGAUAAGGUGAAGAUUGUUUCCAACACUGAAAAUCUAGAAGAGGAAGCAAGCGCGAGCUCACCCAGGCCAAGCACUCCAGCCUCAUCCCCUAACUCGACAAGAUCAAAUGUGACUUUGACUAGAGAAGGAGAUUCAGUUGAAAAACCAGAGAAAAUGAUGGAAACAUCCGUUGAGGCAAUCUCAUCCAUUCAGUAUUCACAUAUAAGUGCAGUCACGCCCAACAGCACAGGUUCUUCUAUUCUGUCUAAAAGAUUUGCCUCUUCUGACGUCUCCAACAGCGUCUCACAUGUGGACUCUAGCUUACUGAAUGAGGACAACUCAAGAAGCAGCUUGGAAGAUGACGACGAGGAAGAAGUGGGUGAGAUGGAUGAUCCCAACUAUACAGGAACUCUCUCUGCAGAUGCAAAGCAGCUGUUAAUGGAUGGCGAUAAUAAAUUGCUGGAAACUAAAGGAAUACCGUUCAGGAGGUUCAUGAACCGAUUCCAGUGUCCCUUUUGCUCUUUCCUUACAAUGCACAGGCGGAGCAUUUCCCGCCAUAUUGAAAAUAUUCACCUUUCUGGUAAAACCACAGUGUACAAAUGCGAUGAAUGCCCCUUUAUUUGCACCAGCCCUUUGAAGCUUGGUACGCACAAGCAGAGCCACAAUCCAUCAGAUUUAGAAACAUUGGACCUUACAGGCGACAGCCCAGAGCCUCAGAAUGAUGGUGCCACAGAGCCACUGAACGGAGGAAAUGUAACGUCCAGAAUUAAUGGGAAAAAGCCAACCAGCACAUCAAAUGACCAGCAGAACCCUCACCGCUGCACACUCUGCAGCUUCUCUACCACCACUCUAAAAGGUCUGAGAGUCCACCAGCAGCACAAGCACUCCUACUGUGAUGACCUAGAUUCCUCUGUCUUUGAAAGCCAGAUGACUGACCAGCCAGACUCAGAAGUAGAAGCUUUUCCGAUGUUUCUGCAAAAAACUCAGACAUCCAUAUUAGGAUCUGCCACCAAGAAAGCGUUAGUUACAGGAAAAAGAGCCAGGAAGUCCAUAAAUGACUUGCCUUUGGAUCUGUCCUCAGUCAAAAAGAGAACUAGGAUUGAUGAAAUCGCCAGUAACCUUCAAAGUAAGAUAAGCCAAAGCCAGCAGGAUACGAUCAUUAACCUAGAUGACAUGGAUGAAGAAGACAAUGGGGAAAAUAACGGCAGUGGUGAUGAGAUUAGAAACCAUGACAAAAACCCAGUCUUUGCUUACAACACGCAUCUGUUUCAUCAAGAGUCCUCCAUCUCUCACGAGGGAAGCAGAAUAGGGAAAAGAAAAAGCAACCCCAAGUUAAAACCCAGAAACAUUCCAAUAUCCCUGACUCUCUCUGAUGAUGGUGAAAAUAUCUCAGCCAAUCCAACUGAUGGUACCAUCAAUGAGAAUAUGGACUAUUCAGAUGAUUCCGGAAUCAUGCGUUUCUACUGUAAACACUGUGAUUAUCACAACAAAUCGGCUCGAAGCGUUAGCACACACUAUCAGAGGAUGCACCCUUACAUAAAGUUCAGCUUUAAGUACAUCCUAGAUCCUGAAGACCAGAGUGCUGUAUUCCGCUGUUUGGAGUGCUAUAUAGAGUACACAAAUUACAACGACCUGCACCAACACUACAUGGAUCACCACCCAGAAGCAAGCAAUGUGCUAAACUUCAACCAACCGCAUCUUCUGUACAUGUGCCGCUUUUGUUCAUACACAAGCCCCAACGUCAGAAGCCUGAUGCCUCAUUACCAAAGAAUGCACCCCAAUGUAAAAAUCAACAAUGCCAUGAUCUUCUCCAGCUACAUUGUAGAACAAAGUCACAAGACCAGUGAAUCGCAAACACUUAGAGAAAUAUUAAACUCUGGCCCCAAAAGUUUUAACUCAUCAUCUCCAGUGCCCAGGUCCUCAUCAAGCCCGGUGCAGAAAACGGUUCCCAGGUCUCCAGAAGCCAGUGCGGAGUCUGAAUCUCUCAAAGAAACUAUCAGCAAUGUGGUUGUUUAUGACUGUGAUGUGUGCUCCUUUUCUAGUGCUAACAUGCACUCGGUGUUAGUUCACUACCAAAAGAAACACCCAGAGCAAAAGGCAUCUUAUUUCCGUAUACAAAAAACAAUGAAGGUGGUCUCGGUUGAUCAGUCCCACCCCUUAGCAAACUCCUCCUUCAGCCCUGGGAUCCCCAGCACUCCAAAACAAUCUAAUUUAAUGGUGUAUGGAUCAGAUGAAGAAAUGUACUACUGCAAACAUUGCAUAUACAGCAACAAAUCUGUUGUGGGUGUGCUGGUUCAUUACCAAAAAAGACACCCGGAAGUGAAAGUGACAGCUAAAUACAUCAAGCACGGCCCUCCCACUCCUGGUCUGAUGAAAUUAAUGGAUGAACUGCAAAUUGCUGCUCCCAAGCAAUUUUUGAAGCAGUUUCAAAAUAAUGGCCACGGCGGCUCCAAAAACUCCAAACUAGGAGGUGGUGAAAAAGGGGAGGAAGAGCUGUUCUUUUGCCAGCACUGUGAUUAUGGCAACCGCACCGUAAAAGGAGUGCUUAUCCACUAUCAGAAGAAGCACAGGGAGACCAAGGCCAACGCUGACCUGGUGCGCCGUCACACUGCGGUAGUGAGGAGUCAGCGCGAGCGAGCACAAAUGGUCCAGUCCAACAGCGCUUCCUCUACUGCAAUCUCGGCUUCUGCAGACAAUGAAAAUUCGACACCUAUGCGUUCCCUUAAGUGCAGACACUGUUCCUUUACAACCCCCUACGUUUAUGCCCUGAAAAAGCAUCUCAAGAAGGAGCACCCUACUGUUAAAGCGACAGCCAUGACUAUUUUACAUUGGGCUUACCAAGAUGGCAUUCUGGAGGCGGGUUAUCACUGCGAGUGGUGCAUUUAUUCCCAUGCUGAUCCCCAGGGCCUUUUGCUCCAUUACCAAAGACGCCACCCUGAGCAUAAUGUCGAUUAUGCAUACAUGGCAAGCAAGCUAUGGGCAGGGCCAGAAACCACCCAGCAAGGUGGAAAUAUGGACACAAAACAUUACAAAUGUAGAGACUGUGCCUUUGAGGCUUGCUCUAUUUGGGACAUUACAAGUCACUACCAAGCUGUUCACUUCUGGGCCAUCAAAGAGGAUGAAUCUGUGCUUUUGGAUAUAAUCAAAGGGAAUGGCUCUGCUGAAAAGUUCCAGCAGCAGGUUGCAAAGGAGCAAGGAGUUAUGAAUUGCCAGUCUGAUGAAGGAGCUCUAAUUAUUGCCACCCCACCUCAAGAAAGCUAUUCUCACCCACGCCUUUCCAUUUCUAACAAUCCUUAUCAAUGUACUGUGUGUCUGUCAGAGUACAACAGCCUUCAUGGCCUUCUCACUCACUAUGGCAAGAAACACCCAGGCAUGAAAGUAAAAGCUGCAGAUUUUGCACAAGAGGCAGACAUCAACCCCAGCUCUGUUUAUAAAUGCCGCCACUGUCCAUAUGUGAACUCCCGCAUUCACGGGGUCCUCACUCACUAUCAGAAACGUCACCCGCUGGUGAAAGUCACCGCUGAGGACUUUGCAGAUGACAUAGAGCAAAUUUCAGAGUUACACGAAGGAGACGACAAGUUCAAAACUCAGAGGCAGGGCUAUGGUGCAUAUAGAUGCAAAAUGUGCCCCUAUACCCAUGGGACGCUGGAGAAACUUAAAAUACAUUACGAGAAAUAUCACAAUCAGUCAGCCUCAGAUAUAUUCACACCCUCUCUGAGUAAUUUUUCGUCCUGCAGAGAAACCGAGCCAAUGGCUGAAUGCAGUGGCAGUAAUAUGUCAAGCACUGCUAAAGUCCAAGAGGUGAGUGAAUUGGACCUUGCCCUCUCCCAGUUACCCAUCAAUAAGCCAGAGAAACAUGCUGUAUUCAAGUGUCAGCUCUGCAAGUACUUCUGCACCACAAGAAAAGGCAUUGCUCGCCACUACCGCAUCAAGCACAACAAUGUGCGCGCUCAACCGGAGGGUAAAAACAAUGUCUUCAAAUGUGCUCUGUGCUCUUACACAAACCCUAUCCGGAAAGGCCUGGCAGCCCACUACCAAAAGCGGCAUGAUAUCGACGCCUAUUACACUCAUUGUCUGGCUGCCUCCAAGACCAUGAGUGACAAGCCCCCCAAAGUGAUCGCUCAGCCGCCAUCAGAUGGGGAGUGCUCAGAAAUGAGCGAAGAGCUGCGUUUAGCGGUGGAGAGGCGGCAGUGUAACCUCUGCGGAUUCCAGGCCUUCAGCAGGAAGAGCAUAGUUUCGCACUACAUCAAACGCCAUCCAGGCGUCUUCCCCAAGAAACAGCAUUCCAGCAAACUCGGUCGUUACUUUACCGUUAUUUACGCCAAGGAGCCUGAGAAGACCGAAGAAGCCACACCUGGUGUAGAAGACAAGGAAGUGCUGGAGGUCCCUCUGGAACAGGAGGAAGACAGUGAUGAUGACUGGCUUCCCUUCAAGUGUCUGAAAUGCUAUCGCUUGUCCUUUAGCACAGGACAGAUGCUAUCUAUGCACUACAAUGACCACCACAGCGUAGAUCUGAAGAGGGACUUCUUGGUGUCAUCCAUCCCCGAGGAUGAGGAGUCAGAGUUAUACGAAUGCUCCCACUGUGAGUUAAAGUUUACAACUCUGCCUGAUCUGGCUGAUCAUCUUCUGAGUCACAAUGAGGAGUUUGAGAAGAGAGUUGUUAGACUGGAGAAGAAGAAGCACGUUCUUGGGAAGCAGAAAGGACCUGAGGUACAGGAUAAUAAACUUGAGAAGGAAAGCCUUACAAAUAAAACCCCCAUAGGAUUCAGGUGCAACUUCUGCGUGGAGAUCCACCCGACCCUCCGAGCAAUCUGUAACCACCUGCGGAAGCAUGUCCAGUACGGAGAGGCCAAACGCGGUCAUGUCAAGCAGGAGGUCUCUGAUAUCCCCCUGACUUCAAGCUCUCUAACUAACGGUGACCUGGAGGAGGACGAAGCGUCCGAAGUCGAUGGCAUCGAUGGACACAACCCAGCCUUUGCCCGCCCCUUUUCAACACAUUCUAGCAAUCACCUUGCUGACGACGUUGAGCUGGAGCCCCUUGAUCCGAACGUGGAAGGUGUCGAGGGUAGAGCGGCCGCCCUGGUGGCGGCUGCCAGAGCCGGGGGUCACCCAUGCUCCCAGUGCGACCGGGUUUUCAUGUCCAUGCAGGGGCUGAGGUCCCAUGAGAGGAGCCACUCGGCCAUGGCUCUGUUCAGCAAAGAGGACAAAUACAGCUGCCAGUACUGCCAUUUCGUCUCCCCCUUCAGACACAACCUAGACAGACAUGUGCAGUCUCACCAUGGCCACCACAAGCCCUUCAAAUGCAAGUUCUGCACCUUUAAAACUGCCUACGCUAGUCGCCUGAAGAGCCACCUGCAUAAGGCCCACACAGGUGAACAGCACACAUACAAGUGCUUGUCCUGCCCCUUCUCCUCUAUGACCAUCAGCCAGCUGAAGGAGCAUUCCCUGAGUAACCACGGUGAGGUUUUGACCCUCCCUAAACUACGAGCCGCCAUCCAGGCUGCACACGCUGCUAUCAGGCUUCCUCGACCGACCGUUCAGACUGAGCACGCUCAUCUGACCCCAGAUGAUCCAUCAGACCUGGAGCCAGCUGAUGUCUGUCAGCAGCUCAGUCCCUACCAGCUGGUUUCACGGAGUCAGAUGUCCUCCAGCUUUCAACCCGCCGGCUCAAUGGCGGGUGACAGUCGUCCAGACGGCAUCCUCACAUGCGAGUUCUGUGAGUUCAGCUCCGGAUACAUGCAAAGUUUGCGGCGGCACUACAGAGACCGCCAUGGUGGCAAGAAGCUCUUCAAGUGUAAAGACUGCUCCUUUUUCACCUGCUGCAAGGACAACUUCUCAAUGCAUGUUGAUGCUGGUCACCACAACAGUGGAAGUGGGGAGUUGUCUAGGGAACUGCACUGCCCGCUCUGCCUCUACCACACCAUACACAAAAGCAACAUGAUUGACCAUAUUGUUCUGCACAGAGAAGAACGUGUGGCUCCUCUGGAAAUGAGCCGCUCCAAGCUUGCACAGUACUUAGAGGGCCUUGUGUUUUGCUGCCACAAGUGCACCUUCACGUGCUCAAGUGAGCAUGCCCUGCAGCUCCAUCUCCAGAACCACGAUGAGCUUAAGCCGUACCAGUGCCAGCUCUGCUACUACGACAGCAGCCGCCGCAGCCAGCUAGAGGAGCACCUUCGUGUUGAACACAAGGUUAUCCGUAACUUUGAGCUGAUGGGUCGAGUCAAUCUGGACCUGCUGGAGAUGUUAAAUGAGCAAGAGAGCAGCGUAGAGGAGGAAGAGGAGAGUGAAAUUAUGGAGAUGGUGGUGGACGGAGAAGCCAACAUGCAGGAGGAAGAGGAAGAGGUGGAUGAUGACGACGAUGAAGGAAUGGAAAUCAUUGAGAACAUGGUGGAUCACCAGGAAGAGAUGGACGAUAAAGAUGUGGAGGAAAACAUCAAGGAGGAGGAGAAUGAGGGGUUGGAUGAAGAGGAGCAAGAUGAGGAAGAGCUGCAGGAGGAGGAAGACGUGGAGGAGGAGGAACAAGUUAAGGAGGUGAUGAAGGAAAACCCUGUUCUACAAGAGGUCCUUGCUUCUCCCAGCAGCACCAGUUCCGGGCAAAGCGGUGGGGAGAAGCGACUUCCCUGCGAGUUCUGUGGCCGCUGCUUCACUAACAGCCUGGAAUGGGAAAGACAUGUCCUGCGGCACGGCAUGGUAGUUGAAAACAUUCGCCAUGACACCAGCUCUACUUCAGCCAUGGACGCCUCAGCUCCGUCCUCAAAUGACUCCUCUGCUAACGAGGACUCAAGACUGGACCUGGCUGGUUACGACAAAGAGGAAGAACAACCUGCUGAUCUCUCACUGACUAGUCAAAGCCAGUAUGUGGAGGACAAAGAAUUGCUUCACACCAAAAAGGAUCAACAGUCUCCUUAAACUGAUUGUAGCGUCAAACGGGGGAGAAAAAAAUGACGCAGACAUCUUUUGGGAGACUGAAAAUGGAAGAAAAGUGACUUUUUAAUCAGUUGGUGCAUUAGUAGUUUUUUUUUAGGUGUUACAUAUAUAAGUAUUAGGUUGUGCUGCAUAAAAACGUCUGAGCUCUUUUAAAUGGGCAGUCCCCUUGGACAGAACUUAAUAUAUUGGUAACCAAUAGUGAACAGAACUCUUUUAUCGCUGACAUUCUGGUCAAAUCCACCGUGAACGACCCCUACCUUGAUGAAACUAAGCUAUUUAUGAAGAACAUUGUCCAAAUCAAUGACUUAAAAGUUUGCAUUUUAUUAUUUCAAGCAUCUUUUCAUGCUCCUGCCCCCCCCCCCCCCCCCCCCCCCCCCUGCUUGUCCAGGUUUAGUGAAUUUUAACUUCAAACCAACGGUGGGUAAAAGAGUCGAAAUGUUUCCCCUACUGAACAAUUCUUUUUUUUUUUUCUGGGUGAAAUUUGGGACUUUUUUUCCAUAUUGUGUUAAAUAUGUAGGAAUAUUCCUUUAGAAACAAUUGCACCUUACCUAUGUUCAUAAAAUACAAAAAAAAAAAUGUUUCCUUCAUUUUAGAGAUUUUGAACAUCUUCCCCUGCCUUUGUAGCAAAUUGCUAUAAUCUAGCUCCCUUUAUAUGAUAUUAUACUGAGUAUAAGCCUUCAGCCUGUGAUGCCCAGCUCCUUUGACCUGUACUUAUUGUUUGUUCUGUUUGUCGGUAAAAUAACACAACUCCUUGUUAUCCCUGUCAGAUCUUACGUUUAUAGAGCUAGAGAUAUGUUUCAAGUGUCAUAACUGUAGCCAUAUCCGUUUAAAAAUGAGCAACAAGUGAAUAACAGGUUUAAUGAAAAGGCCUCUUGAUGAAGGCAGAUUACACUUGUCUUUUUAGUGUUAAAUGUUGGUUUGGGUGUUUGCAAACCCUUCUGCAGAGACCCAGACAGCAUUAACCCAUCCACAGGUUCACCGGGUUACACCUCAAUCAGAAUCAAACCCCAGUAGGUUAAGUCCUCAGCUGCGCUUUCAUACCCAGUGCCUUAGAAAACAACUCAUCAAACAGCAAAUGAACUAAACGGCGAUUCAACAGCUUUAAAGUUUAAUACAAAUUCACAUAAAUUGAACAACAGAAGUAGCAACCGAUGCUACUUCUGUUGUGCGCAGAGUAAGCCCUUUUGUUCCAUCAAGGUUAAAAAGAUUGAAUAAGCAUAAUUUCAGUGGCAAUCCUUGAAAUGUUAAUAAAUUGCUACACAUAUCGAGUCCUUUCUUGUUGCCAUCCUGCCAAGGGACUAUGUACACCAGCUCUAACCUCUGCUUGGUGAAAAUUCCCUACAGAUGGGAGACAAAUACAUAUGAACACUACCAAGAACUCCCACUUUCUCUCCUAGCUUUUGGCCUCUAUGUACAAUAUGGAGGUGUGCGCUCUUAUGUUUUCUUGUAUGCUCUUGAUGACUAAGGAUGGUCCAUGUCAGCUGAGAAGUAAUGGUGUUUCUCGCAAAAAUGCAAUAGCAGGACCCUCUGUGACAACUGCUGCUACCAGGCUCCUCAACUCAUCUGCCGUAAAAGCUCUGUGGGCUAGUUGCUAUGGCUACUAGGUUUGAAAAUCUAUUUUGUUGUCAUGAUUAUUGAUUUAACUGGCUGUAAUAUAAAUGGUGAGGCUUAAACAUUUUAAAGUAAUUUUGUGGGGGGUGGGGUGAAAAGGAAAUAACUGUUUUUUGAGGAAAAAUAUUUGUCAAUCUUCCGAGGACCAUUUGGAGCUGGAUUAGCAGUCAGUUUGGCCAUCCAAAUAACUCCUUUAUAUAUAUUUUUUGCUUGCAGUGGGUCCUUUAAAGUCGUAUCGUCAAAUGUUAAGUCGAAGUAAAGGAAUUCACUAAAAAGACUAGUGUAAGCAAAGCCGAACGUCCCACAUACAGAUAGAACUGACUGUUAAGGAGUUAGAAGAAAACACUGCUAAACUCUUAUUCUGUGUUGAUAAACAUGUAGUAGUCCACAUCUGUGUGCUUUUUAAUAUUUUUUUUUCUUUUGGUAAAUGGCCUGUAUUUUACCAUUUUUGUAUCUUGUUGAUCUUGAAAAAUAAGCAGAGAUUGUAUUUGUUGGUAAGCUGCUGCUUAAAUGCCCUUAAGCCUUAUGAGAAAAUUAAGUUAAAUUCAUGGUCAAUUCGACAGGAAACGGUGAAGAAUCUGUGAUUUAAAAAAAACAGCAGAUAGCUCUGAUUUUCUUUUUAAAAAUAUUGAGGAGCACAACCAAUGGGAUUGUGUUUUGGGUACCAAAAUAUUUAUGAAGCCUGCUGUGUUUGCUGCUGUACUUGUUUUUUUUUGUUUUGUUUAUAUUAUUUGCAAUGAAUUGUUGAUGGAGAUAGUGAAUUUCUGGUUUGGACCUUAGAAUCCAAUGUGUAGGACAGAUAAAGCUAUGUUAGCAGCCAUGUAUAGAAAACAAAACUCAUUUUUUUCUUUAGUGUAAACUGUGAUGUUUCAGAAAGGAUUAUUUAACCCCUUUUUUUUCAUUUUUAAUGUUUUUAUUUUAUCGGGGAAGAAAAAAAAUGAAGAUAACCUUAAGAGACUCUUAAAUCUGAAAUCCAACAUAAUUAAGCUGUUGUUAAAUGUCUGGUUGCUUUUUUUGUGUAGGAAAGGAAAAGAAAGGAAGCAUGAAAAGAAACUUCUUGAGUUAUCGGGCAGUUUUUCUGGCGAAUGAAGAGAUGAUGCAAACAAUAGACCACCAUCUGGGUUUCCAGUCAGCCUAUAGAUGUAGCCAAUCCAUGUCACCAAAAACCUUGUCCCUCCUCUGUUUUCUGUUUGGUUACCAGAUAUGCUGAUGACUCAUUUAGUCUAUUGGUUACCCGCCCAUAAUCUCUCAAUCUUCCCAGUCAACAACAGGUGAAGGCAGCAGCCCUUAUCAUCUCCUCCGCUCUUGAAAUUUCUUAAAACCAGUUGAGCUGGUGCUGAAUCUUGAAGCUGUUCUCACAUCAUUUUGCAGAACCAACUUGUGUCUAUCCCCUGAAAGGAAAAAAAAGAAGAAAAAAAAACAUUUGAUAGUAGUCGUCGUAGGAAUACAGUUUUAUCGCCCGGCCUGGCGUCACCCAGAGGAAUCUGGACGAAUGCGGCCAUGAAGCUGUCGGCCCGGUAUUGUCCGUUCUGUGAUGAUCGUUAAUGAAUCCUUCACUGUGUUCUUGAUCCAGACUGUAAAUCCCCCACUUUACUAAAUGUUCCCGCCCCUGCUGAAGACACACUGGAUACUUGUAUAUAUGUUUAGUUUGUUUUAAAAAAAAGCAUUUCUCUUUUCAGACUGUUGUCUCCAUAGUUUGAAACUAGAAUCUCUCCUUGCCUUUUUUUCCUAUAUAAAUCUGAUUACCUGAUGGUGGGUUGUGAUGUUGCCUAGAAUGAUUGUUUACAAUUUUAUUCCAUUUAUCUCUGGAUAUUCUGUAAAUAUUGUAAUUCAUUGUCUUUUUUUAACUUGAUAAUAAAGUUAUCAGAAUACA
Messenger RNA from Cyprinodon tularosa, 11459 nucleotides. It is a transcript of the gene znf462, whose product is annotated as zinc finger protein 462. NCBI's taxonomy places the organism in Eukaryota, Metazoa, Chordata, Actinopteri, Cyprinodontiformes, Cyprinodontidae. The transcript has 13 exons. The record is from RefSeq and is a predicted model, not a curated record. Bases 389 to 7957 code for a protein of 2522 amino acids.